Messenger RNA from Momordica charantia (bitter melon), 1372 nucleotides. Its product is annotated as integral membrane hemolysin-III-like protein. Lineage: Eukaryota; Viridiplantae; Streptophyta; Magnoliopsida; Cucurbitales; Cucurbitaceae. The record is from RefSeq and is a predicted model, not a curated record.
GUUAAAAUCUGCUCUGAAUUUGUAGCACGUUGAACAUUUUGCUUCCAAUUCUGAUUCUGAUGAGCGAAUAUGAAACCAUUUUUCAAGGUAAUUUGAGGGACUGUGUUGUGAAGAAACUGUGUGACCUUCAGAAGUGAAGCUUCUUUUCUUCCUUCCGAUUCCACAUGGCACUCCCUUCUCCAUCGGAGCGGUUCCAAUUCCAAUGAGCUAAGAUGGUUCAAAAACCCAUAGACUCCAAAUUCAGUGAAUAUGGGCAUGGAAAUUCUGGGAAGGACGUGCCUCAUGAAAAGCAACUGCAGAUUUCUGCAAAGAAGACAGCAUUAAGGGACUUGCAAAAUGAGAAUAGGGUCACAGCUUCCAAUUGUACUGGAAGCUUCCCUCUUUUGAAGGAAGGAGGUCCUGGUAGUGACUUCAUUAAAGUUUCUGCUAACAAGAGACCCUCAACUGUCUGCCCAACGAGUCCGCCUCAUCUCCAUUCUUCAACCUCUAAUGCUGCAAAUGGGCAUCUUGUUUACGUCCGUAGAAAAUCCGAUGCUGAUAUAGGGAAGAAUAGUCCUGGUGAUAGUACGAGCAUAAAAGCUGAUUAUCCAAAUCUAAGUAAACUUGGUCAACUAGAUGAAACCGUGCAUCUCAAAUCUCAGGUUAAGGAGCUAAAGAAUCAUUGCUUUCCAGCAUUUGCUCCUUUUCCAGUGGUUCCUCCCAUGAAUGCAUCUGGAACACCUUCAGUUCCUCAUCACAUUGGGAAGUAUGGCAUUAAUUUAGCUACAGCAGAGUCAAACUUCCAUUCUGCACUUUCUACUGUCCCUUCAGUAGGCAUCCCACCAGGAUGGAAAAACUUGCAGUGGGAAGACAGAUAUCAUCAGUUGCAGUUGUUAUUGAAUAAAUUGGAUCAAUCAGACCAACAAGAUUAUCUUCAGGUGCUUCGAUCACUGUCAUCAGUUGAACUUAGCAGGCAUGCAGUUGCGUUGGAAAAGAGAUCCAUUCAGCUCUCGCUUGAGGAAGCGAAAGAGUUGCAGCGAGUUGGGGUUCUGAAUGUGCUGGGAAAUCCUGGGAAGAAUAUCAAAGUGCCAUUGGCUCAUCAAGACGGAUCAGAGACAUAAGGGCAUGGACAUAACAUAUUUUUAUUUUUCACCCUGUUGUUCUUGUUCUUCUUGCUGCGCGAAGAUAGCCUACCGACUACCGUACUGCGGUCGCACCGAGUUUCGCCGCCUGACCAGGUGCUUGCUGUGUUUGUUGUAAUAUUCUGCCUACUGUUUCUCCCUCUAAUAAUAUUUUCAUGUGUUUGGCGAAGGUUGUAAGAAAAGAUUGCAACUGUCUUGACUGUUACCAGGAAGAAAAAGGAAACAAAAUCCCUCUGGUUUCGCUCUCCUCA